AAUUGUGUUGGGUAGUAGCACGAAGGCCACAUAUCAACAUAGUACACACAACUACAGCCACAACCACAACCACGACCACCCUCUUAUCUAUAAAACAUCUUCCCCUUCCCUCCUUCCCAAAUCACACUCAAGCUCAAUUGCCUCCGAGAGCCUCCUAUCCCUUCUUCAUCUUACAUUCCGCAUCCGAUUCAAUACGAGAAAGCGAGUAAAUCCUUUCUUGUGGUGCCGUUUCUUCAAGAAUAUACGGUUGUUUCGGUCUGGGUUAGAGACAAGGAAAAAAGAAAAAGGAAAGGGUGGUUUAGAUUGUAGGGGGUAAAACCCAGGAGCGACGCGUUGUAGACAUCACGGCUAUAUUCGGAGUUUCUCGGCCUCUACUUCAUGUCCGGGCUGUCGGACCCAAGGGUUGUGUAAUUGAGAGCAACCCUUCACCGCACGGCGGGCGUGGCGCUUUGCCUUCCGAAGGCGGCAGUCCUUCCGACCUCCUCUUCCUCGCUGGUGGUGGUUUUGCUUCCGUUUCGUCCUACUAAUUAGUGCUAUAUUAGUUUUAGGUCUUCAGUCGUCUUUACAUUUAAAAGCUAUUUAGUUAUUCAGAGCGAUUGGCAAAAGUUUAUCGUCGUCGUCGUUGCUGCUGCUGCUGCUGUUGUUGUUUGGUGUCUUUCGUGUUUUCGUGAUUGAUUAAAUUUCCGAGAGAGAGAGAGAGAGCAAGAUGUUGAGGAUCAAGAGGGUACCAACUGUCGUUUCGAAUUACCAGAAAGAGGAGGCGGAAGAUGUUGCUCGCCGCGGAGGGGGUUGCGGCCGCAAUUGCCUCAACAAGUGUUGCAUUCAAGGGGCAAAGCUGCCUUUAUAUGCUUUUAAGAAGUUGAACAAGAUUGCCAGUGACAAAGGCUUAGCCGGACAUGAGAGUGGAAAGCCUCCCGUGGCCUUUUUGGACUCGCUGCUUCUUGGCGAGUGGGAGGAUCGCAUGCAGAGAGGGCUCUUUCGCUAUGAUGUCACUGCCUGUGAAACCAAGGUGAUUCCUGGCAACUAUGGUUUUAUCGCCCAGCUGAAUGAGGGCCGCCACCUUAAGAAGAGGCCAACUGAAUUCCGCGUUGAUAAGGUCCUCCAGCCUUUUGAUGGGAACAAAUUCAACUUCACUAAAGUUGGGCAAGAAGAAGUACUCUUCCAGUUAGAAGCAAGUGAUGAUGGUGAAGUCCAGUUCUUCCCAAAUGCGCCCGUUGAUGUUGAGAAUUCUCCAAGUGUUGUUGCCAUCAAUGUGAGUCCAAUAGAAUACGGGCAUGUGCUUCUGAUCCCUCGUGUUCUGGAGUGCCUGCCACAAAGGAUUGACCAUGACAGCUUCUUGCUUGCCCUUCACAUGGCGGCAGAAGCUGGGAAUCCUUACUUCAGGCUGGGUUUCAACAGUUUGGGUGCAUUUGCCACCAUCAACCACCUUCACUUCCAGGCUUACUACUUGGCUGUGUCCUUUCCUAUCGAGAAGGCUCCCACCGAGAAGAUCACCACUUUGGAUGGUGGGGUGAAGAUCUCCAAGCUGUUAAAUUAUCCAGUUAGAGGUCUCGUCUUUGAAGGUGGAUAUACUGUGGAAGACUUGUCAAACACCGUAUCUGAUGCCUGCAUUUGCCUUCAAGCUAACAACAUACCUUAUAAUGUUCUCAUUGCUGAUUGUGGAAGGCGAGUCUUCCUCCUCCCACAGUGUUAUGCUGAGAAACAAGCUCUUGGGGAAGUGAGUGCAGAGCUUCUUGACACGCAAGUGAACCCAGCUGUGUGGGAGAUUAGCGGGCACAUGGUUUUAAAGAGGAAGAAGGACUAUGAAGAGGCAUCUGAGGAAAAUGCAUGGAGGCUGCUUGCAGAGGUCUCCCUAUCUGAAGCGAGGUUUGAAGAAGUGUAUGCUCUUAUUUUUGAAGCCAUUGUGUGUGUCGACAAUGGGAAAGGAGAUGCUUCUGAAAGCUCACUGGAGGAGCCGGAUGUCAAUCCUCAACCACUUGAGGAAGUGGAUGCCAUCAACAACAACUCCCGCCACAAUAUGGUGACUGGGACACAAGAAUGCAUCGUUAUGCAUUGAGAAUCAGGAUCUGAUCACCAGAUCACCUGUGUUUGGUAUUGCAGUUUGCUGUAUGAGUUUGUAUAAGUAUUUAAUGAAUGGAUGCUAGCAGAUGUCAAAAUAAGUAAACAGGGUUUACAUUAUUGCAGCACCCUUUGUGUGUAUGCUUUCUGCCUUUUGGCUCUGUAAUAUUGUCUGAUGUGCUUCGUGUGUCGUGUAAAAUACUACUAGGUAUUGUUUGCAUAUUUGUGCUAAUGAAUGUGGAAUUAGUAUGUA
This is a messenger RNA of Carya illinoinensis, 2311 nucleotides long. Its product is annotated as GDP-L-galactose phosphorylase 2-like. Gene Ontology annotation, cellular component: cytoplasm. NCBI's taxonomy places the organism in Eukaryota, Viridiplantae, Streptophyta, Magnoliopsida, Fagales, Juglandaceae. Gene Ontology annotation, biological process: glucose metabolic process. Gene Ontology annotation, molecular function: GDP-D-glucose phosphorylase activity. Bases 707 to 2056 code for a protein of 449 amino acids. The transcript is spliced from 7 exons. The record is from RefSeq and is a predicted model, not a curated record.